This is a messenger RNA of Epinephelus lanceolatus (giant grouper), 1713 nucleotides long. Lineage: Eukaryota; Metazoa; Chordata; Actinopteri; Perciformes; Serranidae. The record is from RefSeq and is a predicted model, not a curated record.
UGAAGGAGGAGCUGAAACUUCAGAGUCCAGACUUCAGCUCACAGAGAUCCUGUCAGCCUGCAGCAUGCUGCCUCCGAACCUGCUGGUCAUGUGGAUGGUCAUCUUCCUGGUAACAACGGUUUCUACGGCUCCUGUCGAGGAGAAGGAGCAGGAUGAGGUGGAGGUGGAGGUCAUGGAAGAGGCGGAGGGGGAGCUGUCCGAGGAGGAGGAGGGAGCUGUUGGCAGGCAGCAGACCACCACAGUGGCGGUGGUGGCAUCCAGAAGUUCAGCAGGAGUUUCAGCAGGUGAGUCUACCAACAUUCAGGAUCUGGGCGGUGUUGCAGCAGGUGAGUCUACCAACGUUCAGGAUCUGGGCGCGUCCGGCGGUCAGCCAGCAGGCGGAGGAACACCUGAUGGAACAGCAGGAAGUUCUACAGCAGCUGGAGGUCCGAGCGGCUCAGCAGGUUCUCGACCGACAGGUUCUGAAGGAGUCGACUCAGACUCUAAUGGUAACGGGCAGAAGCUGCUGAAUGGAGGAGGAGGGGGUGGAGCCGACAGUCAGACAGGUGAGCUUCAGGGGAAGGGGCUACAGGUGAGACUGACAGGUGUUCUGGGUUCAUUUGGAGUUUCUCACUUGGAUUAUACAGGACCGAUUGACGCAUCCAGUCACGACUUCCUGCUCAGCCUGAUGGGUACGUUUCUACUUGAGACAGGUGGAGGUGUUCCGUUUACACCAGGUGUUCACGUCAACGCCCCAGGUGACAUGACUCCGCCCACUCAGCUGGACCCCACAGUGAUGUCGUCAGGUGUGACAGCAGCUCCGGACUUACCUGCAGACCCCGUCCAUCACUCUGACAUCAGCAUCGACCAAUCAGGACCGGACUCCACCUCUCUGAUCUCGGGGCCUCACCAAUCACUGUACAGCUCUGUGUCAGGCUCUGCCCACUCCACUACCCAGGAAGAUGCAGCAGCUUCAUCAUCGUCAUCGUCAUCAUCAUCAUCAUUGUCACACAGCGAAACUCAAAGGGAACAGACAGGAAACGGUCGUCAGACUCUGCUGUUGGACUCAAACGCAGAUGUCAUGAUGAUGUCAGCAGGAGGGGCGGAGUCAGUGACUGGUCUUUACAUCGACCUGACAGCUUCAGGUCUCGGACUCGGCCAUGAUGUCACAGAGUCGUCACCUGUCGUCCUCCAUACAGAGACACACACUCUGCAAACAGUUUCAGGUGGUUAUUCCAACACAGACCUGGUUACCAUGGCGACAGACUCCAUGGUAACAGACAGAGUUUCAGCAGAUCCAACAUGGAUGCCACUCGACUCCAGUCAUCCAGCUGUGACUGAUCACAAUCAGACGGCUGGUUCAGUCACUGAACAGUACAACCCAUCUGGUCAGGGUCCUGAAGGUGCAGAAAAUGUGGAACUGGAGGAUACCUGCUGACUUCCACAUCAAGCCGCAAGUUCGAUUCCUGCGCUACCGAUUCCAGUGUACCAACCAAUCAGCAUGGCCGAGGAAAUCAGACCCCUCCCACUAGCUAUAGGCCCCGCCCACUCGGUGUUUUUGUUAAAUAUUUAAAAUUUUGUUUAUAGACAUUUAUUUUGUUUUAGUGAGAAAAAAAAAUGUUUCAGCCGAAUCUCGAAGGUGAUUCUGUUCUGACUUGAAGAGGUUAAACAGGAAGUGAUGUCAUCAUCUGUAAACUUCUACAAUAAAUGUUUUUGUCUAUUUUGAACAUCAAA